AUGCACGUUUAUAUACUUUUUUGGAUUUUUGGUCCAACAUUUUUUGGAUUUGUGUCUAGCCAGUGUUUAGAAGACGACGAUGCCUAUAUUGGUGGACUGUGCUACACAGUCUCCCCCUUCAAGGAAUCCUUCCCAGUUGCUCAGAACGCGUGUCACCGGAAAAAUCAAAAUUUGGCCAUAAUAAAGAAUAGUCUACAGGCUAAUUAUCUUGCCACUACUGUCCAAAAAAUCACCAAUGAGCAAAACGGGAAAUUUUGGAUCGGAUUGAAUCGAUCAUCGAUCAAUUCUAGAUAUCAAUGGGAUGAUGGGACACCCCUAAUUUGGUCCAAUUUUGAUUCCAAAUUCUCCCAAAACCAAUUAUGGGUCGCUGAAAGUACCCAAAAUGGAAAAUGGACAACUUUAGAUGGUGAAGAAGCUCAUUUCUUUGUUUGCAGUCAUGAUCCGUCAGCUUCUACUCCACAACCAUCGCCGACACCUGACGACGGCUCCACAACUUAUGGUCCAUGGGAGACAACCCCAUACCCCGACGACGGCUCCACAACUUAUGGUCCAUGGGAGACAACCCCAUACCCCGACGACGGCUCCACAACUUAUGGUCCAUGGGAGACAACCCCAUACCCCGACGACGGCUCCACAACUUAUGGUCCAUGGGAGACAACCCCAUACCCCGACGACGGCUCCACAACUUAUGGUCCAUGGGAGACAACCCCAUACCCCGACGACGGCUCCACAACUUAUGGUCCAUGGGAGACAACCCCAUACCCCGACGACGGCUCCACAACUUAUGGUCCAUGGGAGACAACCCCAUACCCAGAUGACGGCUCCACAACUUAUCGUCCAUGGGAGACAACCCCAUACCCAGAUGACGGCUCCACAACUUAUCGUCCAUGGGAGACAACCCCAUACCCAGAUGACGGCUCCACAACUUAUCGUCCAUGGGAGACAACCCCAUACCCAGAUGACGGCUCCACAACUUAUCGUCCAUGGGAAACAACGUCCUACGAUGAUUACGGUACCACUGAUUACCCGGAUUACGGUAGUACAGACUACCCGGAUUACGGUACCACUGAUUACCCGGAUUACGGUAGUACAGACUACCCGGAUUACGGUAGUACUGAUUACUCGGAUUACGAUCCUACCACUGAUUUUUCCCAAAUUCGAAUCAACAAACUUCCAAAACCACUGAGAAGAUUUUUCCAGAAAAAGCGUUAA
Messenger RNA from Caenorhabditis briggsae, 1212 nucleotides. Gene Ontology annotation, biological process: innate immune response. Bases 1 to 1212 code for a protein of 403 amino acids. The transcript is spliced from 5 exons. Lineage: Eukaryota; Metazoa; Nematoda; Chromadorea; Rhabditida; Rhabditidae. The record is from RefSeq and is a predicted model, not a curated record.